Molecule: messenger RNA, 1182 nt
Organism: Auxenochlorella protothecoides
Lineage: Eukaryota; Viridiplantae; Chlorophyta; Trebouxiophyceae; Chlorellales; Chlorellaceae
Exons: 4
Coding region: 1-1182 (393 amino acids)
Source: RefSeq, a predicted model, not a curated record
AUGAACCAAACACGCGAUUUCCGCCCGCCCCCCGGCUUCAUGGACCUAGACUCCCCGGACGCAGCCACCAAGCCAGACCCCUCCGACGGUCCCUCCCUGCCCGCGGAGGUGAUGCUGGAGCGCCUGUCCAGGGAGAGCGACGCAUGGACCACCCUGGCACGGUUCCUGGGGCAGCUGGUCCCCCUGGGCUACGACUCCGCCACCGUGGAGGAGGUGGCCGGGGUGGAGCGCCGCCGCCAGCACCUGUGGCUCACCGCUUUGCAGGUGUACACCUCGCUCGCCAAGGACAUGAAGAAGUCGGAUCUGGAGGAGUUCGAGGUCCCUGGGGGCGACGAGAUCCUGGCAGAGCUCAAGUUCCUGACCCAUGAGCAGCGGCUGCCCGCCGUCCGAUACAUACAGGCUCGACAGAUGGAUGCACAGAGCGCCCGUGUCCUCGCUCGAGCCAUUAAGGAGUGGGUGCGAAGGGAGGGGGACAAGCAGGGCUUCAGCAACGCGCCAGCCGACUGCCUGGCCUUCAAGUACUACCGCGAUUCCAUCGAGACCCGGGACCCGGUGGAGUCUGCCGCCCUGGCGAAAUCAGGCCUGGACCUGGCAGUCACCCCCUCGGCACGCCAGGCCCUGGGCGGCCUGCUGGAGCCCAAGAAGGAGCCGACCCCCGAGGAGGCCGCCGCCGCCAAGCUGCCCAGGCUGAGCACACUCCACCUGAUGCCCACGGACCUGGGCACCCGCCUGCUGCCCAUUGCCGGCGCCUUCGAGUCCACGGCCCCCGCCACGCUGCGGGCCUGCCCCCGCGCCCAGGGCCGCGGCGACUUUUUCUCCACCGUGGCCCUGCCCGCGGGGUCCAGCGCGCACGACUGGGUCGCGCUCCCGCUCUGGCCGGCGCUCGCCCAGGCCGGCACUCCCGCUGGCCUCCGGGUGGCCAACUGCAGCGUGCUACAGGCCGGCAUGGGCAGCGCAAAGGCGGGGCCGGGGCUCCUGGUGGUGGAUGUGGGGCCCGCCUCGGCUGCCGGCGACGGCUGGCGGCUGGUGGAGAGCGCCGCGCAGCCCGGCGGCCUCUCCGUGCUGAGGCCGGGGGAGGAUGCCGCCGGCGCCUCCCACGUCGCCGCAAUCCUGUUUCUCUGCCGGCCACCGGCCAUUGCCACGGGGGCAGCUGCCAAGACGUCUGAACUCCUGUCCCUUUGA